This is a messenger RNA of Macadamia integrifolia, 894 nucleotides long. Its product is annotated as serine/threonine-protein phosphatase 5-like. Gene Ontology annotation, molecular function: protein binding; molecular adaptor activity. The transcript is spliced from 6 exons. The record is from RefSeq and is a predicted model, not a curated record. NCBI's taxonomy places the organism in Eukaryota, Viridiplantae, Streptophyta, Magnoliopsida, Proteales, Proteaceae. Gene Ontology annotation, cellular component: membrane; TRC complex. The coding region runs from base 373 to 879 and encodes 168 amino acids. Gene Ontology annotation, biological process: post-translational protein targeting to endoplasmic reticulum membrane.
AAAGCUUUGGGAUGGAAACUACAAAAGAGGGGUAGCCGUCACAGCCUCACAGGGCUCUUCCUCUGUUUCUCUCUCUUCUCUUCUCUUCUCUUCUCGUCUCUUCUAGUUUUCCGUCUCACGAAUAUCCUGCCUUGCCCAACCGCAAUAAAAAAGGGAAAACCCUGGAUUAGGGUUUUUUCUCCUUUUCUCGGAGCUCAGUUCUUUCCCUCCAACCGUCAAAUCGAGAAGAAGGCUUUAACAGUGAUAACGAAGAUUCAUAGGUCUCGCAUAAAAUGCUACGCUACUGUUUUUAGACAAGAGAUAUGGUAGUGAGAAUUGUUAUCUGGUGACCUAGCACAAUUAAACUUCACAUAGAAGACACGGUAUGAAAAGAUGAGCAUGGGGACAAAAAAUUCAGAUAUUGCACUAGCAGAAGAAAUCAAACUCCAGGCUAAUGAAGCAUUUAAAGCUCACAAGUAUUCUCAAUCUAUUGAUCUGUACACUAAGGCAAUUGAAAUAAAUGGUCAAAAUGCUGUGUACUGGGCAAAUCGUGCAUUUGCCCACACCAAACUGGAGGAAUAUGGUAGUGCUGUGCUGGAUGCGACAAAGGCUAUUGAAAUUGAUCCCAAAUAUUCAAAGGGGUAUUACAGGCGUGGUGCUGCAUAUCUUGCCAUGGGGAAAUUUAAGGAAGCUUUGAAGGACUUUCAGCAGGUUAAGAAAAUCUGUCCAAAUGAUCCUGAUGCUACAAAGAAGUUGAAGGAAUGUGAGAAAGCUGUGAUGAAGCUCAAAUUUGAAGAAGCCAUUGCUGUGCAUGACUCUGAAAGACGUUCAGUAGCUGAUUCAAUAGAUUAUCAUACCAUAGCUCGGUAUCAGUUGCCACUAGAACAUAGUGGCGUCUAGGCGAACCAAGGCAUU